Fundulus heteroclitus (mummichog) is the source of this 3703-nucleotide messenger RNA. RefSeq names its product dual specificity phosphatase 27 (gene styxl2). Gene Ontology annotation, biological process: negative regulation of MAPK cascade; protein dephosphorylation. The transcript is spliced from 6 exons. Gene Ontology annotation, cellular component: cytoplasm. Gene Ontology annotation, molecular function: MAP kinase phosphatase activity; protein tyrosine/serine/threonine phosphatase activity. NCBI's taxonomy places the organism in Eukaryota, Metazoa, Chordata, Actinopteri, Cyprinodontiformes, Fundulidae. The record is from RefSeq and is a predicted model, not a curated record. Bases 235 to 3678 code for a protein of 1147 amino acids.
CCACUAAGCUCAGCUCGGUGGCGUUUUCAUGUCAACAAGGAGCCGAGGCUCAGGUCGGUGUGAAGGAGGAGAGAGGAGAGCUGGAGGCGCCACCAGGAAGGCCUUAGAUUAACGUUUAGACCUCCGUCUGGCUUCAGCGUUUUAGUUAAAACAGAGAAGAAGAAGAAAAACAGGCCAGAGGAGACAUUUACCAACGUGUGCUUCCGUCUCAUUGGUGGAGAAAAGGAGGGAUCCAUGGAGCUGGCCAAUGAAAGCAAGGAGCGCAGCGAUCGGACGGUGCCUGAUGGAGGAAAAGAGGAGGAGGAGGAGGAGACGGUGCGAGGAGUUCAGGCCCAGUACCUGCGCUGCCCGUCUCCCAGGUAUGAAGAAGAGUCCUGCUUCUCCACGGCCUCAGACUCCAGGUUCUCCAUGAUCUCCGGCUCCGACGCCGCCAGCAUCUUCAUGGAGCCCAUCCACCUCUCCUCGGCCGUCGCUGCCAAGAAGAUCAUCAACGAAGAGCUGCCGCCCCGGGCCGUCCGGACCGAGUCCAUCCCAGAGUCCAUGCUGGAGUCGGCCGAGCAGCUGAUGGUGGAGGACCUCUACAACCGCGUCCGGGACAUGAUCGACGACCGCAGCGCCUACAACACCCCCUGCGUGCUGGACAUCCAGAGAGCCAUGAUCCAGGACCGCCUGGAGUCUCCCAUCAACCCCGUGGACGAGGUGUGGCCCAACAUCUACAUCGCUGAGAAAUCCGUCGCAGUGAACAAGGCCCGUCUGAAGAGAAUGGGCAUCACGCACAUCCUGAACACCGCCCACGGCACCGGGGUCUACACCAACGAGUCCUUCUACGCCGGCAUGAACAUCCAGUACAAGGGGAUCGAGGUGGACGACUUCCCUGACGCCGACAUCGCCGCUCACUUCCGGCCCACGGCCGAGUUCCUGGACGAGGCUCUGCUCACGCACAAAGGAAAAGUCCUGGUCGUCUCCAUGAUGGGCGUCAGCCGGCCCGCCAUUCUGGUGGCGUCCUACCUGAUGAUCUUCCAGAACAUGACGAUCAUGGAGGCCCUGACCGCCAUCCGGGAAAAACGCGCCGUCAACCCCAACGAGGGCUUCCUGAAGCAGCUGAGGGAGUUCAACGAGAACCUGCUGGAGGAGCGCGAGGACGACGACGAGACGCUCAGCCAGUGCUCCGUGAUCGAUGCUCGCGCCCGCGCCCGGAUCUUCGGUGAGGCGGAAGGAGACGACGACGAUGAUGAGACGGAUAAAGAGGAAGAGCAGAGCAUGGUGGGGGUGAAGGCUCGGUCCAUCAUGAUGGAGGAGGAGGAGGAUUCAGAGAGCGUGAUGAGCAGCGUCGCUUCUUCUGCAGCGGCGGCGGCCCUCCGCAGUGGACUGAUCCAGAACGGCGUUCAGAGCCAGGAGUCGGGUCAACAGGAGAUAGUCCUGCCGGACCAGACGGCCAGGGAGGACGGAGGCGAGGAAGAUGACGACGACGGCUUGGACAGCAUGAUCCGCGAGUGGCAGCGCAGAAAUGAGCGGUACCAGAGCGAUGAGUGGUGGGAGGCCCAGCUAAACGGCGAGGAGGAGGAGGACGGGGGCUCUGUCAAGAAGACGAAGCAAGAAGACGGCGAAGCGGAGAGCGUCACCAGCGAGGACAUACGAGCUGUUAAAGAGAGGCUGAAGAAAAGAAACAAGAGAGCGUCCUCGGACGCCAUGUCCACCUCCAGCUGCACGAGCUACUCCGACCUUUGGAAGCAGCGUCUGAAAGAGAUCGAGGAACAAGCCGCGGCUCGCUACCGCAAGAAAGAGGACGAGGACGGCGGCGAGAGCACGGCUACGGAGGGAGGACACAGGAACAUGGACGUCGAAAUCGACAGCAUCCUCUCUGACUCCAGCUCCAUGUACAACUUCUGCCAGAAGAACAAGGAGAAGAUGACGCCUUUGGAGCGUUGGCGCGUCAAGAGGAUCCAGUUUGGCUGGAACAAGAAGGACCGAGAGGACGGAGAGAAAAGCUCUGUGGCCGACGGCGAGGAGGAGCCCAGGGCGCCGCCGUCCUUCCAGGACGUCAACCUGACGGCCUACCAGGCGUGGAAGCUGCGGCAGCAGAAACGUCUCGGCGAGGAGAACACCGAUGAGAUUCUGGAGCUGAGCCGCGGCGAGGACUCCGCCGCCAUCAAACGGCGGCAAAGACGCGAGGAGAUUCUGGAGCGCUCGAAGAAAACCUUGGAGGAAAGUCAGUCCCUGUGUGGGGACACAGAAAGCUGCGUCAGCGGUGGAACCAUACCGCUGUCGGCUUUCUGGGCCGGAGCCGGCGUCACGGCACCGCCGAGUGUGGCCAACGACGACAACGUGUCCAUGCUGAGCGGCAGAUCGUCCGCUAUCUCCUCGGUUUCACAGCCUCGAAGCACCAGGUACGCUCAGUCCGCUGUCCAAGCGGUGCCUCCGAUCCUCCCGGUCCCAACGGUGCAAGGGCCUGGAGGGGAACCGAUGGUGAACCUGGCCAGCAUACAGAACUGGAUCGCCAACGUUGUGACUGAAACGAUCAAGCAGAAGCAAAGCGAGAUGAGCCUGCCGCCGCCGUCCUGCGCCGGGUCUGAGCUCAGCUUCGGCGCAGCGCCGAGCAUGCUAGCCGGCCGAGGCUUGGAGGAUGACAGAGCCUCCUCGCUGAGCGGGGCGUCGUACUCCAGCGCUUUCUCCAAGGGCCGCGGCAGAGCAACGUCCGUCCUCUCGGGUCCGGCGUCGAGCAGCGUCUCCGGUCUGAGCGGGCGACACUCGACUAUUGGUUCGGACGUAGGCUCCAAGAAAAGCAAGAUCACCACCACCAGCGUUCCUCUCUUCAGCCUCUUCCAAGACCAGGUGAACCUCGGCAAACUGGAUGCCAUAGAGAAGGAGAUCAAGUCCGAAAUGAGGGGCAAAAUGGAAACCUACGAAAAGAAGAAGAUCCUGGAAGACAACAAACGCAGCACUCUGUACAAGAAAAAGAAGCCAAAGGAAGACGAGGACGAGGAACAGGACAGAAAGAGGAAAGAGGAGGAGUUUCUGGAGGAAACAAAGAAGAAGGAGAAGCCGAAGCGGAGUUACGGCCUUUCCGGCUGCCUGAAUCUCAACCCGGCUUUGGAGAAAGACAGGAACACCAGCAUCGACGACUGGCUAAAAAGCGUGAGGCCUCCUUCAAAGAAGUUGUCCUCGGCUGGCGAAGCCGAUCCGUCUCAGGAUCCGUACGACGAUCUCGAAGCCUCCGCUUCCGAGUUUGACUUCUCGAGUCACAGAGGCUCCUAUGCUGAAGAAGAAGACGAUGAGGGAACGUUCGGCGUACCGUCCAGAUAUCAGCCGAGGUUCCAGGAAGAUCCAUCGAGCGACGAUGCCGACUACUCCUGCAAUGGCUUCACCCACAGGUUGAGCCGAGCAGGGAGAUCCUACGGAGCCUACGAGGAGAGCGAGGAGGGAGCAGAGAGCUUCUCAGCCAGCAGGAGAUCCGCUCGUCGUUCACGAAACGAGGGCAGCGAGACAGAAGGGAGCCGAAGGAGGACAGAGGAGGCUGCCGAAGACGAGGAGGACGACAUCGCCACCUUCAUCGCUCAAACCAGACAGAGGAUCAGGGCCCGGGCGGCCGCGGAGGCCGAGGACGACGAGGUCCUGGCGGCAUGGAGGGCCCAGCAGGAAGCAAAGUCCCAACGCCGAAUCUUGGAACAUGAAGAAUGAGAACUUUGGCUGAAUUAGUCCGCCC